This is a messenger RNA of Megalobrama amblycephala (Wuchang bream), 3026 nucleotides long. RefSeq names its product N-acetylglucosamine-1-phosphodiester alpha-N-acetylglucosaminidase (gene nagpa). The transcript is spliced from 11 exons. Lineage: Eukaryota; Metazoa; Chordata; Actinopteri; Cypriniformes; Xenocyprididae. The record is from RefSeq and is a predicted model, not a curated record. The coding region runs from base 171 to 1958 and encodes 595 amino acids.
AUAGAUAUUGAAUAUGUUCGCACAGUUGUUUGCGCUUAGGGAACAGAAAUGAUUGACAGAUAAGAUCAGUUGGCUUGAUCAUGUGAUUCGCAUCAUAUGACCAACACAUAUGAAAGUCAUUUUAUCGAAGCAAGCGGAUAGAAACGGGACAGUAACUUAUUUAAUUUUUUAUGUUAUACAGAGGUCUUAUGGCAAAAUCGUCUGUGAAUUUGGAUCAGAUUUCUUUGUUUCUAAUAUGUCUAGGAGCAUGUUUGUGCCAGUGCAAAGACAUCCGACAUUCUUUGGAUGAUGACCUCUUGUUACCCUACACCAAAUCCCACGGCCCAUCUCAUUCUCACCGCCAUGUGAGAGACUGUCAGCCCAUCGCCCAUGGCAAUGUAACCCAUGAAACCUGGGCAGCAAGCAAACACUCUAACUCUCCAGUGUUCAAGUCAAAUAUAUUCAUCUCCUCCAUCACCGAUGACUCUGACGUUAACAGAUGGGCGAUCGGCCACAUCACGGAGGUGCAUGACCCUCUGAGAUCCGUGUCCAUUCUGGAACCAGGAGGCCCUGGAGGGUGCGAGCGGAAUCAGAGAGAGCUGGUGGAGCUCACUGCCAAAACUAGAAAGUGCCUUAUCGCCCAGAACGGAGGCUAUUUUAACACUCACAACGGGCAGUGUUUAGGGAAUGUCAUAAGUGAUGGGAAACUGGUGAUGAACGGUGAAGGAAUUCAAAAUGCUCAAUUUGGCAUCAGAAAGGAUGGGACACUAGUGUUUGGUUACCUGUCUGAGGAGGAUGUACUGGAUCAGGUAAAUCCCUUCGUGCAGUUGAUCAGUGGGGUGGUGUGGCUGCUGAGAAACGGUGAGAUCUACAUCAAAGAGAGCAUUCAGGCAGAAUGUGACAAAACACAGGAGACCGGAAACUUUAAAUACUUUGUGGACGUGAUAUCUGCCCGUACGGCCGUGGGUCACGAUGCGGAGGGGAAACUCAUCCUCUUCCACGUUGAUGGUCAGACGGGUACAAGAGGAAUGAAUCUCUGGCAAGUGGCAAAGUUUCUGAAAGAUCAGAAUGUCAUUAACGCCAUCAAUCUGGAUGGAGGCGGCUCGGCCACUUAUGUCCUGAACGGAUCCCUGGCCAAUUACCCUUCAGACCAAUGUACAUCUCCGAAGUGGCGCUGCCCGCGGGCGGUAUCCACUGUGUUGUGCGUUCAUGAGAGGCUGUGCCAGCCGGAGGACUGCAGCGGACAUGGGCACUGCGUGGAGGGCCAGUGCGUGUGCCGGCAGGGCUGGGGCGGGACAGGAUGUGCCAAUCUCACAUGCCAGUCUGAAUGCGGAGAGCACGGGAUCUGCACUGAGAAUGGAUGUGUGUGUGAUGCCGGAUGGAUGGGUUUAAACUGUAGCCAAGUAUGUGCGGCAGGUUUCUAUGGUGAUGGCUGCAAUCAAACAUGCACAUGCGCAAACGGAGGCUCAUGUGAUCCUGUCCACGGACGGUGCACCUGUCCUGCUGGUUUCCAUGGAGAGUUCUGCGAGAAAGAGUGCCCUCUUGGAUUUUACGGGCUGAACUGCAAGCAGCCGUGCCAAUGCCACGAUAUGUGCCCGUGUAACGCUGUCACUGGAAGCUGCAAUACCACAUACCAGGGAGAGAGAAACUUCAGUCUGCACAGAGCUGGUCACUGUCUGGCUACCCAGAUGUGGAGGGAAUGGAGACAAGAGGAGGAAGCUCAUGCUCCCAGACCCUAUUUAUCUGAACAAAGCUGGCUGGUUGUCUGCUCUAUCCUGGCAACGUCGCUGCUGGCCAGCCUCGCCGGUAACUUUAUCCAGACGUGCAGAAAAUCCAAAGCGCGCGGACAGAGGGCGGACUACUCCUACUUGCCGUUGGGAGAGAUCAACGGGGCCGCGGAGCGAGGAAGAGUGCAUGGGACAAAGCCUGGGAAAGUUCUCUUUCAGCAAGAAGACUAUGAAUCGCAAGACUCCUCUUAGUGUUUCAGAAUGCAUGUGUGCGGGUUCACGCAAGUGUGCCAUCGGCCGAGGGCCGAGAGAAACUAGCUAGCUAGCCAGCACAAGCCCUCAUUAGGAAAGGGUUUGUUUGUUCAUGCUGUGAAUCGAUGAUUUGGAAGGGCCUCUUCGUCCUCGGAUUUGAGCUGUCCAAAUUGGCAAUGAUGGAAAAGAGAUGGGCGUUAGCGUCCGAACAGCUGUCUGCGCGCCUCGGUGCGUUCAUAUUCGCCCCCGCUGAGUCUGUAGGUGCCAGCCAACUCUGCUCACACAUGCCAAGUGCCCUGAUUGUGCAGUUUGACUGCCUUUAGCACAUCUCCUUGUUUGUUUGGGUUUUUACUACAGUUUCAUGUUAGCUGCUAGCAGUGUAAGAACCAGUUUCUCAUGUUGCAUCAUUUAUCAUCGAGUCCAUGUGUAAAAUACUAUUUCAUUGAAAUCAAUAAAGCCUUUCAUUUUGGUCUUCAGGCUAGAAGAGAACCAGGAAAAAGAGCAAUAUCACCACAAAGCCUUUUUAUUGACAGAAUGGCCCAGUUGUUCCACCUGUUGCCAUAGGAACAGACUAGUUUUGAACUAUGAACUCUUUUUGCGGAAUCCUUCCUGCUGGAACUUGCCAAACUGCUAUUUUGAAACAUAGUUUUAUUGAAUGAUUUUUUUUUUUUUUUUUUCUGCGGCACCAGAGGUCAUUCAGUUUAUUGUGAUUCCACCGUCAGCCCUUUUGUUUCUGUGGACGCCUUGCCAGCCUUAUCAUGGUGCUGUUUUGUUUGUUGUCACUUAAAACCAGCCUUAGAAACGCAUUAUGAAAAAAAAAAAAAAAUCAAGGCCUGGAUUGUUUUCACGCUCUCUAGAAAAGCAAGAGAAGGACGUUUCUUCUGUGCUUAGCACAUAGUUGCUCUUUUUCUCUGUUCUGAAACUGAAUCCAGGCUUUGGAUUCGACGUGUUUUGUCAGGUUCUGUUUUAGCUCUGAAACAUGACACAAAUAUUAUGGAAGAGGAACAUUAACCCAAGUUAGUAGUUCCUGUGCUGUUUCCUGUUUGCAUUAAAAUACAUUUAAGCUUG